Molecule: messenger RNA, 737 nt
Organism: Rubroshorea leprosula
Lineage: Eukaryota; Viridiplantae; Streptophyta; Magnoliopsida; Malvales; Dipterocarpaceae
Source: the annotation of a GenBank genome assembly
UAGCUUUAUAUCACCGGUGGAGUUUUAGUAGAGUUCUGCUUCGGAAAAAGGUUGAUUUUUUUCGUCUUUCCGUGUUCAUCUGCAUAAGGGGGAAUGGCCAAGAGUUACUUCAAGCAAGAGCAUGAUCUUGAGAAAAGACGUGCAGAGGCUGCUAGGAUUAGGGAGAAAUACCCAGAUAGGAUUCCGGUGAUUGUUGAGAAGGCAGAGGGAAGUGAUAUACCAAACAUAGACAAGAAAAAGUACCUUGUCCCAGCUGACUUGACUGUAGGGCAGUUUGUUUAUGUGAUCCGCAAAAGGAUCAAACUGAGUGCAGAGAAGGCAAUCUUCAUAUUCGUGGACAACGUGCUCCCACCAACUGGUGCCAGUAUGUCAGCCAUAUACGAGGAGAAGAAGGAUGAAGAUGGGUUUCUUUACGUUACAUACAGUGGGGAGAAUACUUUUGGGGAUGAGGUUGUGCUGUAGCCUACGGUGGAGCAUUUCAGCAUUGUAUCAUCGAUCUCUUGGAAUCAACGUAUAUGAUCAUUUCCCUAUAUGAUAUUUGGAUAUUUGGUUGUCAUUUUAUAUAAACAGAUGUCAGUCUGCUAUGGUAUGAAUGUACAGUUGCUUAAUGUUUAUAUGUUCUUCAAUUCCCGCACAAAUUUAUGUAAUGCAAAAAAAUAAAAAAAGAAACAAUGUAGUGGUGGUGCUUCUGGCUGAAUUUCUCACAAGAUCGUUGGCAAAAAAAAUCAAUUUUCGUG